Messenger RNA from Ceratotherium simum simum (southern white rhinoceros), 2089 nucleotides. RefSeq names its product MyoD family inhibitor domain containing (gene MDFIC). Gene Ontology annotation, biological process: negative regulation of DNA-templated transcription; positive regulation of viral transcription. The record is from RefSeq and is a predicted model, not a curated record. Gene Ontology annotation, cellular component: cytoplasm; nucleus. Gene Ontology annotation, molecular function: transcription factor binding. Lineage: Eukaryota; Metazoa; Chordata; Mammalia; Perissodactyla; Rhinocerotidae.
CAGCUCCGGAGGCACCCCUCCGCGCUGGGCCGUGCCGUCGGGCUUUGGCCUCCUGACCCAGACAGCGCGGGGCGUGAGGGAGCUCGCGGUAGAGCCCGGGUCGCCGCCCCCAGCCUCGGCCGCCCGCCAAGAGUUCGAGGCCUCCUGAUCCGGAUAUGAUGAAAAGGCGCAACAGAGGGAGAAGUGUUUCAGGAGUGUAGGAGUGGCGGAGGGGGCAAGAGAGGCAGAGGGAGCAAGUCCCCCUUGGAGGAGAACCGGCCGGACUGAGCUGGCUGGAAAGAGGGGGCGGAGAGCGCGCAGUCGGAGGAGCGGCCGCUGCCGCAGUUGCCGCCACUGCGGUGUCUGGCUGAGCCCGAGGGAGGCGGGAGGGACGCACAGGGGCGGCCGCCACCGUCAGGCCACCGGGGCGCGAUGCGACUGCUGCCGGGGCCUCGCUAACUUUCCGGGGCGGAAGAGGAGGAGGAAGGGGCUUUGAGCGAGUCGGGGGGGAUGCCGAGCAGUCAGUUCCCUGCACCCAACACCUAACAGCCGUUCCUGCGUCCGCCCCGCAGGGCGGCGAGCUAGGCGGCAGCGCGGUGGAACGGCCCAUGUCCGGCGCCGGCGAAGCCCUGGCUCCCGGGCCCGCGGGGCCGCAGCGCGCGGCCGAGGCGGGCGGCGGCCGGCUGGGCACCCCGGUCCAGGAAAAAUGUGAUAAAGAAAAUACUGAAAGAGAUAUAACUCAAGCUACCAAUAGCUGCCUCACACAUGGAGAGAUGCAAGACCAGUCCAUCUGGGGAAAUUGUUCAGAUGAUGAACUCAUCAGAACCCAACCUCAGCGCUUGCCUCAGCUUCAAACUUCAGCACAGGAACUGGGUGAGGAGGAAAUAGGCAAGAUAAAGAAUAGCCAUACGAGUCUGAGCAAUGGAAAUGGAAUUCACCACGGGGCCAAACAUGGAUCUGCAGAGAAUCGAAGACUUUCAGCGCCUGUUUCUCAAAAAAUGCAUAGAAAAAUUCAGUCCAGCUUGUCUGUAAACAGCGAUAUCAGUAAGAAGAGUAAAGUAAAUGCUGUCUUUUCCCAAAAGACAGGCUCUUCACCUGAAGAUUGCUGCGUCCACUGUAUCCUGGCCUGCUUGUUCUGUGAAUUCCUGACCCUCUGCAAUAUUGUCCUAGGACAAGCUUCGUGUGGCAUCUGCACCUCAGAAGCCUGCUGCUGUUGCUGUGGAGAUGAAAUGGGGGAUGACUGUAACUGCCCUUGUGACAUGGAUUGUGGCAUCAUGGAUGCCUGUUGUGAAUCAUCAGACUGUUUGGAAAUCUGUAUGGAAUGCUGUGGAAUUUGUUUUCCUUCAUAAAUAUUUAUCUUCUGUUUGUGUUAAAACUGGAGAGUGUUUAAAAAUUUUUCUGUUAAGGGGGAAGAAAAGCACAUGGUAAGAGUCUCAUGAAGCAACCUAGUAUUUGCACUGUUAACUCAUUAUUUUUAAGUAAUCUCUGAAAGCCUUUUUUUCUCUAACCAAGUCUACAUGGUUUAAUAUGUGAAUUUUAACUACUUUUAAACUUCUUAAAAGGUUACAAUGACUGAGGGACAUUUUGUCCAAAAAAAAAAAAAAAUUCUAAAUGUCUCCUCCUUUUUAUAUGUAUUUCUAUUUCUUUUAACCCUUCUCAAGAGCCUCUUGCUCCAAAUAUAUUAUUUCUCAGUGAGUAUUUAAACCAGACAAUUUAUUUUUGGUGUUUAUCUAUUAAUGGUUCAAAGUAAGAAUUCUUUACUUUAAAGUAGACUUUGGGAAACAAACUCACUCAAUAGUUGGGCACCCAGUGUUGGUCUCCAUGCUCUGUUCUCCACCUGUUCAAGAGAGAGAAACUCAAAAGGCUAUAGGAAUACACAGAAAAGAAUAGCUAAUGUCUGCUGGCAUAUUCAGAAGGCUUCAAGGAAAAUGUAAUAUUUGAGGAGUUCUCUUGGGAUGAGUGAUUCAUUGCUGCUUAAUGAAUUAGAUUUAGGACCAAGUUUUAGGUGGACAGCCUGAACUGUGUGUGUGCCCUUAAGCAAUUAAAAGAAAAAUGCCUUAAGUAUGUAUUUUCUUUAGUUGCAGGAAUACAGCUUUUUUAAAAAAACUAU